CAGCUCCCGCGUCCCGACAUCCGAGUUAACGCCGUGUUCAUUCAGCCACCUCCAGCUCCGCGCACCAGCGCAUUCAUCCAGCAACCCCGCGCGCAAGUUCAACCCACCCUCUGUUCCACGAGCCCUUAUCCCAAGAAGAUGGUCGACGUCAAGCACCGAGAGAAGGAUGCCUCCGUAUGUUCUUCUGCUUCCUCAUACUUCGCCAGAAUAUCCUGUACGUCGGCCGAGUGAGUUCGCUAUACUUCCUCCACCUUCCGACCCCGCGCCCAACCCGCGCCCCCCGCGUGGGGCAGGUACGGUCCGGGGCCCCGCCCCCAGCUGGCGGCCAACAUACGCGUGCCUGCCUUGAUGCCACCAUCCAUCCGCUGCCAGCCGCUGCCAUUUUCCGUCACCCAUUUAUCCAAUGCGAUCAGCCGUCCUCACGCUCCCUCCUGCACACAUGACCACGGCGCGCUAUGUC
This is a messenger RNA of Schizophyllum commune H4-8, 460 nucleotides long. RefSeq lists its product as uncharacterized. Bases 167 to 349 code for a protein of 60 amino acids. The record is from RefSeq and is a predicted model, not a curated record. Lineage: Eukaryota; Fungi; Basidiomycota; Agaricomycetes; Agaricales; Schizophyllaceae. The transcript has a single exon.